Messenger RNA from Corvus hawaiiensis (hawaiian crow), 2981 nucleotides. It is a transcript of the gene PCMT1, whose product is annotated as protein-L-isoaspartate (D-aspartate) O-methyltransferase. The record is from RefSeq and is a predicted model, not a curated record. Gene Ontology annotation, molecular function: protein-L-isoaspartate (D-aspartate) O-methyltransferase activity. The coding region runs from base 122 to 805 and encodes 227 amino acids. Lineage: Eukaryota; Metazoa; Chordata; Aves; Passeriformes; Corvidae. Gene Ontology annotation, cellular component: cytoplasm. Gene Ontology annotation, biological process: protein modification process. The transcript is spliced from 8 exons.
AGGCGGCGAGGAGGCGGCGCCUGUAUCGGCGCUGGAGGUUGUGUCCUUCCUGGGGAAGCUGCUGUGCGCAGUCGCGGCGCUGAAGGCGGCUCUGUACCUGCUCCGCAGAGUGUGCCUAGCGAUGGCCUGGAAGUCGGGCGGCGCCAGCCACUCCGAGCUCAUCCACAACCUCCGCAAAAAUGGAAUAAUCAAAACAGACAAGGUAUUUGAAGUAAUGCUGGCUACAGACCGUUGCCACUAUGCAAAGUACAACCCUUACAUGGACUCUCCACAGUCUAUAGGUUUCCAAGCAACAAUCAGUGCUCCACAUAUGCAUGCAUAUGCACUUGAACUUCUGUCUGAUCAGUUACAUGAAGGAGCCAAAGCACUUGAUGUAGGAUCAGGAAGUGGAAUUCUUACAGCAUGCUUUUCACGAAUGGUUGGUCCCAAAGGACAAGUUGUAGGAAUUGAUCAUAUCAAAGAACUAGUAGAUGACUCAAUAAAUAAUGUCAAAAAAGACGAUCCCACAUUGCUGUCUUCAGGAAGAGUGAAACUGAUUGUGGGAGAUGGACGAAUGGGAUAUGCAGAAGAAGCUCCCUAUGAUGCAAUUCAUGUUGGAGCUGCAGCCCCGGUUGUGCCCCAAGCACUUAUAGACCAGUUAAAACCUGGCGGAAGAUUGAUAUUACCAGUUGGCCCUGCUGGGGGAAACCAGAUGCUCGAACAGUAUGACAAACUAGAAGAUGGCAGUGUCAAAAUGAAGCCUCUGAUGGGAGUGAUAUAUGUGCCUUUAACAGAUAAAGAGAAGCAGUGGUCCAGGUGGAAGUGAUUUUCUGUUCCACUUACUUCUUCCACACACAUGCAAGGGAUGAAUUGUAAAAGCUACAUCAUCUUGACCCAAACAUAGUGUUACAGUGGACUGCUCAUCUCCAGUUCUAAAAGCUUUUUGAAAACCAACAGCAUUGCAGCUUGUUUUGGACUUCGUUAUACUGUUGUUAUCAGCAUGGAAAAGCGUGGUGUUUGUUUUAUUUUUUUAGAUGCUCAAGGCAAACCUGAUAAAGAAAUGGUGGAAAGUUUUAUGUGGGCAAUGUUUUAUUUAACAUGCCUUUAUUUCACUUUCAUCUGUUCAAAGUGAAUUUCUGCAAAACUGCAGAUAAAGACCUGUAGCUUGUGAACUCUGAUUUUGAUGGGGGAACUUGAACACUCACUUCUCUCGGCUCCUGUGUCCCUUGGUAAAACUGCUUCUGUGCACCUUACAACACUACAUAGGUAAUACCAGGUUUUCUGUGUUCCAAUGUCUGCUAGAUGCUACUAAAAGGCGAUGAACUUCCUUUCUAAGCUUUUGACAUGGUGUCAUAGACUAGCAUGUAGUAGAUACAAUCAGCUGCUUUUUUACCUUAAAACCAGGCAUUUGUAUAUAUUAAAUUUCAAGACAUCAGAGGUUGGUGGCCACUCUUAUCAAACAUUGCUGUUCAAGUUGGACAUAAAAGACAUGGUUUUCCCUUUCCUUCUAAAAUUGAUUAAUGGAAUCUGGAAAUUCUGUUUUGGUUUAUAGCUCCGUGCUGGUGUGAUACACAUGGAUCUAACUCUGUAAAUGUGUGUUCCAGUCACCAAAUAAUUUAUUGGCUGCUUUGCCAGAUAAAAGCAGAAGGGGGGUUGUGUGCUUGUGUAGAAGAUUAGGAUGGGUAUGUAGUCUGAGAUAUGGAUUGCUAGGUUCUUUAUAAAAAACCAGAAUCCCCUUUGGUUCUAAAACAAGGUUGCUUUAGAAAGGGAAUUCUAAAUUGCUGUAAAAGGAACACAGGAUGCAUGCAAAAGAAUCCUGGACUCCUAAGAACAGAUAGAUGCACUUGUUCAGUUUUCAUAUAGAAGAAUAGUGGGAAAACCUUUUUUUCUGCCCUAAGUUUUCUGUUUUGGUACUGUAAAAUGUCAACAGCAAAUUGCAAAGCAGUACAGUAAGGUGGGCUGCUUUGGGAAAGGGGGGAAGUGUGUCUUCAGUCAUCUUGCUCAUAUUUGUGCAACCAGUAAUUAAAGUAAACAGUGUAUUAUCAUUAUUUCCUCUUUUUUUUUUUUUUUUUUAAAUGAUAAGGAGGAUUAUGGAAUAAAACAAUCCAUAUUGAUCACUGCAAAAAAAAACCAAAACAACUUUUUAUGGUGGAAGAGCAGUAAUUUUGUGAUAGGAUUAAUCCCUGGAAGCAUAAAAAAUUCAAAGGCCUCUGAACAUGGAAAAAGAACAUUUUAAAUAACCUGCCUUUUGAAGGCCAGCCCCAUUUUAUUCCUCUGUAAAAGAUAUAACUUAAUUUAUUUAGAUGUUUGGAAGUUAAUGUACCACCUCCUGAUCUGACUGCAGCCUGGGAGCACAUGCACAAGAUUAAUCUUAUAAAGAAAUUAAUAUAGUGUGUAUUCUAGAAAAUACAAUCCAGAAGAAUCCACUUGCGUCUGACAAAUUUGUACUAACCCACGAUCAACUGUGACUCUAGUUCUUGGUGUUGAAGUGAAAUAUCUUAACUGAUGCAUGCUAACAUUCAACCUUUUGGUCGCUGUAUCUUUCAGUUUGAGUUCAGCUUUAUUUACAUCUUCUCACAAAUUUAAUCAGUUAAAUGAAAGAUAUGAGCUCAACUGUAUCCAAAUUCCUGUCUCUGGACACAGUGUAAUAAGCUAGCCUGACUUGGAAGUGGUGUUAAAGCUGAGACCCGAUGACAACUUCCUGGGGGAGAACCACUUCAGGGGGUGUAAAGGCUUCAGGGACCAAGGCUGGUGGGAGUACUGCACCCAUUCCACUGAAGGGGUUGAUGGUAGCCAAGGUACUCGGACAGAAAGGAGUAUCCAGGAGUAGCAUUUAGGAGUCGAAAAUGGAAACUCCUCCAUGAUGGAGCAAUGGUUCUGAAGUAAAAUCUUGGAGACAAGGACAAGUUGAAAUGCAGAAGACUUGAAGAGCUUGAAUAAAUGCUGUGUGAACUGUCUGAAUUGCUACUUUGCCAAAUAAAACAAAUUGAGAGGAAGCUGUA